Syngnathoides biaculeatus (alligator pipefish) is the source of this 537-nucleotide messenger RNA. It is a transcript of the gene fam163b, whose product is annotated as protein FAM163B. Lineage: Eukaryota; Metazoa; Chordata; Actinopteri; Syngnathiformes; Syngnathidae. The record is from RefSeq and is a predicted model, not a curated record. The coding region runs from base 1 to 537 and encodes 178 amino acids. The transcript has 2 exons.
AUGUCAGCCGGGACAGUGGUCAUCGCAGGUGGAAUUCUGGCUGCCGUCAUCUUACUCACCAUUGUCGCUGUGCUGUGUUUAUGUAGAUUGCAGUAUUACUGCUGUAAAAGGGAGGAGUCCGCGAAGGGGGAGGAGGAGGAACCAGAGCUGUCCACCAUGUCGCCUUCGCACCCCCUGGCUCUGUCAGCUCCCCCGACGCCGCCUACCCCGGAGCGUUACAGCGACGAACCCGAGACAUACCCGCCUACCUUCCUGACCGAGGCCAACGGGCCCGCCAGCUUCACGCCACCGCCUCCACUGCGGCGGUGCCAGCGGGGGCACGGCUUCUGCCCGGCGUGCGCCCGCUGCACGCUGCCCUUCUACCUCCACCACCCGGAGCGUCUCUGCAACGGGGGCCGACCGGCCGGCGGGUACCGCUGUGUGCACCAGGACCUGGAAAUGCCCGCUGACCUGGCAGGGUUCUACCGCAAGCUGGACCUCAUCCGCUCCAUGGCCACGCGGGAGGUGGUCACACGCAGCGUCAGCACAGACGUCUAG